Messenger RNA from Cyclopterus lumpus (lumpfish), 4050 nucleotides. RefSeq names its product pre-B-cell leukemia homeobox 1b (gene pbx1b). Gene Ontology annotation, molecular function: RNA polymerase II cis-regulatory region sequence-specific DNA binding; DNA-binding transcription factor activity, RNA polymerase II-specific. Gene Ontology annotation, biological process: brain development; animal organ morphogenesis; eye development. Lineage: Eukaryota; Metazoa; Chordata; Actinopteri; Perciformes; Cyclopteridae. Bases 26 to 1327 code for a protein of 433 amino acids. Gene Ontology annotation, cellular component: nucleus. The transcript has 9 exons. The record is from RefSeq and is a predicted model, not a curated record.
GGAAGAAGGAGAAGAGGAAGAAGAGAUGGACGAGCAGACGAGGUUGAUGCACUCUCACUCGGGGGUAGGCAUGGCAGGGCACCCCGGCCUGCCGCAGCAUAUGCAGGAGGGCACCGGAGGAACGGACGGCGACGGGAGGAAGCAGGACAUUGGAGACAUUUUACAGCAAAUCAUGACCAUCACGGACCAGAGUCUGGACGAAGCUCAAGCCAGGAAACACGCUCUCAACUGUCACAGAAUGAAGCCAGCUCUUUUCAAUGUCUUGUGUGAAAUCAAAGAGAAAACAGUGCUGAGUAUCCGCGGCGCCCAGGAGGAGGAGCCCCCGGAUCCCCAGCUCAUGCGCCUGGACAACAUGCUGCUGGCCGAGGGCGUGUCCGGACCGGAGAAAGGCGGAGGGUCGGCAGCGGCAGCGGUGGCGGCGGCGGCGGCGGCCUCGGGAGGGGUGGGGGUGGGGGCGGAAAACACCACGGAGCACUCGGACUACAGGGCGAAGCUGACCCAGAUCAGACAAAUCUACCACACAGAGCUGGAGAAGUACGAGCAGGCGUGUAACGAGUUCACCACCCACGUGAUGAACCUGUUGCGGGAGCAGUCGCGCACGCGGCCGAUUUCGCCCAAAGAGAUCGAGCGCAUGGUGAACAUCAUUCACCGCAAGUUCAGCUCCAUCCAGAUGCAGCUCAAGCAGAGCACCUGCGAGGCCGUCAUGAUCCUGCGCUCCCGCUUCCUCGAUGCCAGACGGAAAAGACGAAACUUCAACAAGCAGGCGACAGAGAUCCUGAACGAGUAUUUCUACUCGCACCUCAGUAACCCCUACCCCAGCGAAGAGGCUAAAGAGGAGCUGGCAAAGAAGUGCGCCAUCACAGUUGCCCAGGUUUCCAACUGGUUUGGGAAUAAAAGAAUCAGAUACAAGAAAAACAUUGGUAAGUUCCAAGAAGAAGCCAACAUGUACGCUGCGAGAACUGCCGUGAAUGCGGCUAAUGCAUCCUCACAUGGAAGCCAAGCAAAUUCACCCUCAACUCCAAACUCUGCAGGUUCUGGCGGCUCUUUUAACAUGUCAAACUCCGGGGACUUGUUCAUGAGCGUGCAGUCUCUCAAUGGGGACUCGUACCAGGGGGCUCAGGUGGGAGCCAACGUGCAGUCACAGGUGGAUACCCUUCGCCAUGUUAUCAGUCAGACAGGCGGAUACAGUGAAGGACACACAGCCAACCAGAUGUACAGUCCGCAGGGCAUCAAUGCAAACGGCGGCUGGCAGGAUGCUCCGACCCCCUCGUCAGUGACUUCACCCACAGAAGGACCCGGAAGCGUUCACUCUGACACCUCCAACUGAUCCUCCACCCUCUCACUCCUCCUGUUUCCCAGCCUCCUCCAUCACUGCAACCCCCUCCCCCCGCCUCCUCCCCCAGCCCUCCCAGCCACAUCUCCCAAAACUUAAGCUCAAUCCCCAUCAGGACUGGACGUGACGUACUGUUUGUAGUCACGCGGCGGGACACAGCUGGGGUCUGGGAUGACAUUUACGGACAAAAUAUUUCACUUUUCCUAUCCGGACCGCCACGGCUCCGUUAGCAGCCUGCGGAGGGGACUCCCAUCCACAGUUUGUACAGUUUCCAUUCGAUGUCCAUGUUGCCUCUUUGUAUCUUUCUUAUUAUUAUUAUUGUUAUUGUUAUUAUUAUUAUUAUUAUUAUUAUUAUUAUUAUGUGUUCACGUCGUCAGCAGCGCAACGCCCCCACGUCUUGUAAAUUGAAAAUGCUUCCACACUACCUCGAUUCGAAAUACACUUUCACCGCGCCCUGUCAUGGCACCUCUGUCUCGGUUCACACGAUUCUGUCUACAGUGCCAACGUUCAAACCUGGAGGUGAAUUUUGAUAAUGAUACGUUUUAAUGUCCACCCCAUACUUUGUAAAGUAUUAUUAUGUUAGUCAAGUCAUAUUAGUCAGGUAAUAACUCAAUUUAUCUAGUUUGUAUUCAGAACUUCUACAGCAGACAGUGACAUAUGAGACAUUUUAUAUGUUAUCGCCAGAGAAGCAGGAUUUCUGCUCAUCUGCAGAACAAUAAUGCAAAGAAUUCACAAUUUUCUCGCAAGAACUUAACAGAGAACUCUCUCGUGGAGAUAUUCGACGUUCUGUCAUGCUUGUUGGCUGCAGCCACAGCAUUCAUAAAAUAAUUGACCUGUAAACACUCAAAUCGACGGUAGCGGGAGCAGAAAUUGCGGCACGCCAACGUGCAUUAAAGCACAAUACCGCCUACUGAUUUGACUCAAACGGUAACGUUUGUAAAUGACGAAGAGAAAACAAUACAGAGGACAUUUUUAAGAUAUAGGAGUGGCAUAUGGAAGAAAGAGAGACAUACAGUAUAUGAUCAGGCAUCAUCCGUGUGUAUCAGUGAGAGCAAUGUAGCCAAAUACUGCUGGUAACCAAAUCCAAAACAAAAAUAAUUGCAUUUCAGAUUUUUAAAGGUGCCACGGUGUUGGGAUUCGACACGUCGCAUACCCUUUCUCUGAAUUCACUUUUCAUUUGUGGAAUUCCAUUUGUGCGAUAAUGGCGAGAGUGCGGUGGGGCAUUCUGAGCAGUUUGUUGCGUUUGCACAAAUUAAAAAUCAUCCUUAACCCGAUAAGAAUUGCUUUCAGGUAUACUUCGAGCUAGAACAUAUCGUUUUCCGCGCUGGAAUAAACUUGAGGCUACUUGUCCCGUAACCCCUGAUCUAUGAUAACAAAGUAGAACGUUGGAGAGAGAACUGCAGCGUUUGUAUUUUCAGUGUUCAAGAGUCCGUUCACUUAAAAUUACGCUAAAAAACGCCACACCCAUCAACACAAACAAUCCAAAAUGUGAAAAAUAAAUGUGUGACCUUUGUUGUAUGUACAGUAUAGUAUGUGGUCGAACAUGUAUACGAGAUAUCAUUUGCAUACUUUGAUACCAAAUUUUGACUUUUUAUCUUCGACAUUGGGAUCAGCUUUGAGCUUUUCUUUUUUUUCCUCUUUUCAUAGGAUUUGAUUAUCCCCAGUACUAGCGCGCAUGUCAUCACGCUCUAGUUCUCUGUAUUCAAAGCCCAAGGAAAUGCAGAAGUGUUUAUAUACAUUGAAACGGAAACUAACACCCUGAUGGCACACAAAUCCAGAUAAUGUUUGGACAUAUUUUUAUGUCUCCAUUUUGUGAAAAGCUUUGUUGUUUUCCUUUGAUAUAACGUUGGCUUCGCUACAGGAUUGUUUCUUUGUUAAUGCUCCCAUUAUAAGUGAAUUAGCCCAAGAAUGCUCUAUAUACAGUAUGUAGAUAUGCACCUUUACUCUGUUUUUUUUAAUUUUUAUUUUGCAUCUAUUGAAUUUGGACAGCAGCCAUUUUAGCGCAGCCUGACGGAGUUCCUGUUGGAUUCAAGGCCACAUCUUGGUUAUUAUUUUUGUACUAAAGACCACCGACACAAGCCCGCCUCCAACAUGGCUACUGUCCGGACGAAGGGGACCUGAAGGGUUUGCGUUCACAUCGCCCUCCGGCAUUGUUUUUUCUUAGCAUAACUGGACCCCUAUCGGAAAACAAAACUCAAUCCCAACCAGUCGUACACCCUUUUUUUUUAAAUUUUUUUUACAGUUGUCAGUGUGUUUGUAUUUAUUACACACGUAUGAAAUCAUGGACGUUCCAGAGCUACUGCGUGGAAAUCAACCACGGCGUGAUCGCACCAAACAAAACUCACUUGGAUCAUUCGGAGGGCUCCUCCUCGACUCACUCACUCAGAAUAAUGGGAGGUACACACAGAAACCUGCCUCAGUCGUGUCUCCUGAAGUCAUUGGAGUGAAUUGACAGCACCGGCCAUGCAAGGCAAACGUACGGAUUGUUUUUGCACCCCUCAAAGAAGAAAUAAUAAUAAUAAUAAUAACUUAACUCUACUUUUCACAUUGCCUGUCAAAUAUUAUCGAAGCUUCAUGUAAUGAUGCUUUUGAAUUUGUUUUUUUUAUAUAUAUAAAAAGGAAAAGAGACAUGAAAAGAAAAACGAACAAUUUGUAAAACAUGAAAUGUUUUAUUUGUUGCAUGUCCUUUUUGUUCUUCAAUAAAAUAACGUACUGCA